Messenger RNA from Mobula hypostoma (lesser devil ray), 789 nucleotides. RefSeq lists its product as uncharacterized. Bases 64 to 789 code for a protein of 241 amino acids. Lineage: Eukaryota; Metazoa; Chordata; Chondrichthyes; Myliobatiformes; Myliobatidae. The record is from RefSeq and is a predicted model, not a curated record. The transcript has 8 exons.
CUGCUAAAGCAAAAUUCUCGCUGUUCACAGUUUGAAACAAAACUUCAGGAUGUAAAGUUGAAAAUGGAAAGUUCAGUACCUCGCCUUAAAGUCAGAUGUACACAACAUGUGGACAGAUUAAAAAUCAAUCAUCCCACAAAGAGUGAGCUUCCAGGAUUGCCGUCCUUGCAACAUACAAACCAUGCCAAGAGCAAACAAAAGAAAGUGCAUGAAGAAUCUGAGCAAAUGUUUCCCAAGAUCAAAAACCUUAAACAAAUGCAGGAAACACUCUGUCGUGGAGAAGUGCAACUUGACAAACUCUACCAAAUGUACAAUCGCUCCAUUGCUAACAUGGCCUUAGCUGGUCGACUGCUGAAGAGGAGUGGCCAGUUUGCAGAGUUCAAAGAGCCUAGUGUUCAAGAUUUUAUGUUUAGUGAAAAUAAUGAUACAACUGCAAAGAAAAUCCAGAGCCAAAAGAGAAGACAUGACUGGUUUCCAUCUCAGAGUGAUUCUCAAACCAGUGAGGAUGUAAUUCCAGGGAGUUUUGAAUCUCACCAUCAGGAGGAAGCUUCUGAAGAAAUAAACACCAAAUUUACAAAGCAACAUCUUAAACGAGACCAUAACCACAAGGCUCCAAAUGCUGUGAAUUAUUAUGUGCCUUUAACUAUUGAAGACAUUCUCCCAAAAAGCAAUAUUGUGGUAACUCCAGAUUAUGGAAACUUGAGAGAUGAAGAUGCUGAAUUCUGGCGGAGCAGAGAGAGAGAGGAAGGAAACUACUGGAGGAACAAAAUGUUGAAUGCACCUGGAUAG